UGCAGAUGCACUUUUUCGACAAUGAGGGCACGAGGCUCUACCACCGCCUCCAUCACCACAGGCUUUCUUUGUUCUCGACACAACCACCGAUUGCAUCUCGUCCUGUUGAUAUCCUGGUACUCUCGUUCAAAAUGUGUCGGAUCUGCGGCCGCGUGGUCAAAUGCAUAUUUGACACGAUGCCCUCAAGGGUGCACCAUGUUCCCAGUCGGAGAGCCUUUACUACUGUCCGACGACUAGCAACACCUACCUCGAGCGUUGCAAAACCUAUUCAGUCAUCGACACCCUCAUUAACACGAGCAUUCAGCGCUCUUUCUGUGCGCACAACCACAUCCCCAUUUAAGUCCACCACUUCUUCACCUCUAAGUACAACUACAACUCGUCCGUCGAUACCAAGCGUGUACGCUUCAAGUCGCAUACUCCCGAUAUACCGAUCAUUCUCAGCAUCCGCGGGCCUCUUUGGCUACCGAAGACGAUCCGAUACAUACAACCCUUCGCGGCGAGUACAGAAGCGAAGGCACGGAUACCUUGCUAGGCUCCGGUCGACAGGUGGAGUGAAAGUGCUCAAGCGGAGGAAGCUGAAGCUUAGGAAGGAUCUUAGUUAUUAAAGGCAGAUUGUGCGGGCGUUAGCAGGGCGAAUAUGGCAAUGAUGGCAUCGAGAUAAAACGUACGCUCUGAGUUGAAUACGAGGAGACCAUGUAUAGUAUCACGAUGACCACAUAUGGAGCAUUCGGGUUGACAUUGCAGCAAAUACAGUAAA
Molecule: messenger RNA, 757 nt
Organism: Exophiala viscosa
Lineage: Eukaryota; Fungi; Ascomycota; Eurotiomycetes; Chaetothyriales; Herpotrichiellaceae
Exons: 2
Coding region: 6-605 (199 amino acids)
Biological process (GO): translation
Cellular component (GO): mitochondrial large ribosomal subunit; ribosome
Molecular function (GO): structural constituent of ribosome
Source: RefSeq, a predicted model, not a curated record